Messenger RNA from Anolis carolinensis (green anole), 2161 nucleotides. RefSeq names its product deleted in malignant brain tumors 1 protein. Gene Ontology annotation, molecular function: serine-type endopeptidase activity. The transcript is spliced from 8 exons. The record is from RefSeq and is a predicted model, not a curated record. Lineage: Eukaryota; Metazoa; Chordata; Lepidosauria; Squamata; Anolidae. Gene Ontology annotation, biological process: zymogen activation. Bases 1316 to 2161 code for a protein of 281 amino acids. Gene Ontology annotation, cellular component: plasma membrane.
AUCCUGACUAUUGCUAAUAAUCUCUUCCGUAUUUGUGGGAUUUAUAAAAUAUUCAAAAUAUACCAAGUUAAUCCUGGCACAUGGAACAGGAAAAUCCCUGAAGAGUCUCUCUCCACACCUAGCAGUCAAAAUACAAUAAACAACCCCCCAAAAGAGAGGAUAUAUUGCUAUUCUUUCAUAGCAACCCAAAUCUGCCACCUGAGGCAUCUUCUUCACUCUGCCAAUGCCUACGGCUGCUCUUCGAUUAAGAAGUGGAACCUGAAGUUGCCAGGUUUACAUGCUUUGAAAUAGCAUCACAGGAAUAAUUACGUAACGUAUUAUUUCUGGAAUGUUCUGUUUCAGAUGCCAAAAUAGCAUGGAUACAAAGUAUCUUAGGGGUAAAGGAAAUUUCUCUUUCACUGCAGGCUACUUUCUCAAACUCUUGCUUGUUUUCAUUGCUCUUAUCCACACCCUUUCAAUUUCCACAACAACUUUUUUUAGGUGCAAUGAACGGAGGAGUGGCUACAAUACACAGCUCUUUUAUACUUGUCACUCUACACCCCCUGCAUUCAUCUUGUAAUCUUCUCCCAUUUUGCUAAACCUAUUAUUUCAUCAGGUUUUCUUGUCUUUUAACUUAUUUUAGUUAAAUAUUACAGGAGCAUUGGGAUAUUGAUUUUUAUUUAUUAAUGUAUCCUUGCCUUUUGUCUUUUACUGUUUAUAUGGUCAGUGGACUAAUCAAUAAACAAAUCUAUCUAUACAUUUUUUUGGACUCACUGACCUAUUUGCAAGAUUAAUCUUUCCUAAUCUAACCUGGUGGCACAGUGUUUUAAAGCGCUGAGCUGCUGAACUUGCAGACCAAAAGGUCCCAGGUUCAAAUCCCGGGAGCGGAAUGAGCGCCCGCUGUUAGCCCUAGAUCCUGCCAACCUAGCAGUUCGAAAACAUGCAAAUGUGAGUAGAUCCAUAGGUACUGCUCCGACGGGAAGGUAACGGCGCUCCAUGCAGUCAUGCCGGCCACAUUACCUGGAGAUGUCUAUGGACAAUGCCGGCUCUUCGGCUUAGAAAUGGAGAUGAGCACCAACCCCCAGAGUCGGUCACGACUGGACUUAACGUCAGGGGAAACCUUUACCUUUACCUUAAUCUAAUGACCUAAAAACAAGACAGUAGCUGUUUUCCCUGUACUAACACAGAUCAAGCCCAAUUUCCAGUUCAGAGAUGAUGAUAUUUUGUAAAUAACAGGUGGCAAAGCAAAGAGAAAGCCACACCUCUCCAAAGCAAAACUCUAUAAAACCUGAAACAUACAUUCCAUCCAAACCCCAAAAAAAGACUACCUGAGAGAAUGACUGCUAACAUGGCCCCUACACUGCUCUUCUUGAUCCUUAUGGGAAUACUUCAUGUGUUCAACUCAGCACCAUCGUCAUCAACCACAUCAUCAUCAACCACAGUGACACCUACAACACCAGGACUGUCCCUGAGGCUAGAAGACACCUACAACUACUGUGAGGGACGUGUUGAAGUUUAUUAUGAAGGCGCCUGGGGGACCGUUUGUGGCAACAACUGGGACAUCAAGAACUCCCAGGUUGUCUGUAGGCAGCUUGGCUGCGGAAAUGCUGUCCAAAUUGUUCCUUGGCCUCGAUUUGGCCAGGGCUCAGGCCGAAUCCUCCUAGAUGGUGUCCAGUGUGAGGGGGAUGAAGCCUUCCUGUGGGACUGCAAGAACCGUGGAUGGGGGGUCCAUAGCUGCACUCAUCAACAGGAUGCCACUAUUCUCUGCCAAGAUGAAAUCUAUAAACCAGCUGGAACUGUAGGAGAUUUCAUAUCUUUACAGCUGGAGAAUGGUCCCAAUUCAUGCGCUGGUCGUGUUGAAGUCACUUACUUUGCAAACUGGCGGACUGUGAUUUGCAGUGAAGGAUGGGACAUAAAGGAUGCUGAAACUGUCUGCCAACAGCUUGGUUGUGGCUAUGCUCUGGUUGCCUUGACGAAUGGCCUUUUUGGAGAAGGAAGAGGUGGGCCUCUGAUGACCAAAGUAGAUUGCUCUAAUGAGCACUAUGAUUUGUUUUCUUGUUCUUACGAAUAUCGGCCUGCUACCUGUGGAAACUACAAGCACGCUGGCGUUAUAUGCUCAGAAUCUGGGAUGACAACACCUAAGCAGCAAUUAUUAUCAACAACACCAAGUAAGUCUUGUUAA